CUCUGUUCUUUCCAGAUAUUUUGCAGGAGAGGGGAAUUGAUAAUGUCUUCAGAACCUGGAGCUAACAAACGGCAUCAUAACCCAGUGGACAGUAUAUGCAGAAAGAUCAAAUCUAUCCAAAUGAUGGACCACGUCUCUAACCCUGCUUUGCAGAUACCAAAGUUUCAGUCCCAAAACUUUGACAGUCCACAGAGCAAUGUCAAAAAAAACCUAGAAGAACUACUGAAGAAAAGAACUUUCAGAAGUCAUGACAGUCCUGAUCUGCACUUAAUCAGUCCCAGCUGUGACAGCAUUUUCUCUGCAGACCUGCAGUUGCUGUCACCUUGUCUUGAUCACAUGUCUGACUCCAGUCCUAUAAAUGCUACAUAUUCAAUCAUUAAAAGAAAAGAGAGAUCCAGCAGCUCAUGGAUGCCAGUAUGUGCCAUUGAGAGCUCUUCUCCAUCCUACUUCAGAUCCAGAGAGGCCAAUACUCAAAACAAGCUGUCUGCUUUAUCAAAUAUUGAAUCUAAAGAUGUGCCUCAUGAGCAGAAGUAUCUCACAUCAAGUCCAAAUGUAUAUUACUUUACACCUGAUAAAAAGUCAGAAAAUGCUGUGAAACGAUCUCCUGUGCCAAAGAAGUCAUCUUUGAGUGAAAGAGGAUGGAAGCAGUCACUGGAGUACAAAACGGACACCACGCAUGAUGCGAGUUUGUUUUGUGAAGAAGACCUACUGACGACCAUUUUCUAUGCGUGUGACGUAGACCAAACAGGAAAAGUUGCAGUUUCCAAGAUAGUUGAUUAUUUGAGACAUACAACCAGUCGGGGGUUGGAAGAUAGUGGCCUUGAAGAGCUGUGCAACAUGCUUGACCCAGAUCAGAAAGACAUCUCCAUGGACCUGGAAACAUAUCAUGCCAUCAUGAAAGAGUGGAUUGAGGACUGUAAGAGUAAAUGGGAAGAUGGUGCCACUGAGGAACUAGCAGCAGGCAUGGAAGACCCGGAAUCCAAAGUGUAUAAAACCACCCCUGAAGCAAAAAAGACAACUGUCCGGAUGAAUGUUACAUCGGGAAGCUUGGAGGCCUUUGGAGGUGAUGUGUCUAGAGGAGACAUGGAGACUUCUGACUUGAUAAUCUGUGUUGCGGACCUGCAAUACAACAACCAGAAGCUUCAGGAGGAGAACAGUAAGCUGAAGCUCACACUGGAAGCUGUGGAUGAGACCAACAAUAAGCUAUUGGCAGAUAAUGAGGAUCUACGUCAACAAAUAAAAAGCAUCCAGCAUUCCGUGCUGAAAGCCAAAUCACUGGAAGAAGAACUAGAAGAAACAAAAAACAACCUGAACCUGUUGGAAGAGAAAAGACAACAGAUUCUCUGGCAGAAUAAACAGCUAGAAAAAGAAAAUCAGUCUCUCAUCAUCAAAGUUACUUCUCUCCAGGAAGAGAACAUUAGAAACAGCAUGGAUACUGAUGGACUUCAAAAGAAGAUAUUGGAGCUGUCUAAAAAUGCGGCAGAACUUCAAAUACAAGUGCAUAUCUAUGAGACCACUGUGGUGAAUAAAGAGGCAAGCUUGAUCCAGAAAGAGCAGGACAUCAAAGAACUGAAGUUAACCAUUGUGGAGUGUUCCUCAAUAAUAGAGACUUUGCGGACAGAAAAGAAUAAACUACUGGAGAACAUGCAACACAUGCAGCAAGAGCUGAUCUCAAAUGGGUUGAAUUUCCCAUUGUUGUGCAAAUUGAACUGCAAUAUUCCUGAAGGGACGAAUUCACUGCAUUGUGAACUGGAACUUGCUCAGUCUUCCGAGAUUACCAAGACUGAACGGACAUCCCUGGAUGAAACACUGGACCGUGAAGUGCUGGUUUUACUUCAGGGACCUGAAUAUGGGGGAGAAAAAUUUAAGACUGUCAUGCGAAAUCUGCAAGAGGAAGCCUCUGAAGCAGAGGAGCUGAUAAUGGCUUCUUUACAGUGGGUAAAAGAUUCUGAUGUGAGCAUGCAACAUGUUUGGGAAAGAAAACUUGUGGUUCUCAAGCAAGAACUAGGAGAGAAAAGACACCUUUGGAUCCAGAAACUUCAUCUCUUGGAAAAAUAUAAAGAAUCCCUAGAUAAGGACUUUAUUCGAAUGGCAGCCAACCUGAGGAGAACCAAGACAGAGCAACUUCACCUAAGGAAAGAGCUCUCUGCCAGGCAACGCGAGAUAGAAACUGUCAAACAGUUACAAGAAGAAACUGCUGGCCAGGCAGAAGCCCUUGGUUUAGAGCUGCAAAAAGCUACAAAGCAGCUUGAGGAUGUCAGCAAACAGGCGAAGGAUCAAGUUGAAGCAUUUCACUCUGCUUGUGAGGAAGCCGCAUCCUUGAAAUGCAAGUUAGAGGAAGCCAUUUCUGAGCAGCAGAAACUCAAGGAUGUGAAUGAAGCUUUAACAAGCACUUGCCAGUUGCUUCAAGAAAAGGUGGAAGACCAGAAAACAACUGCUAAUGCGCUGAGAUGGGAACUGCUUCAAAGGAGACUCUGUGAGUUGCUGUGUCAGUGCUGUGCAGAGUUAGAUUCUGACUACAGUGUGCUGUCCUCGUCAACUGAGCUGGUAAAAAAGAAGCAGUUCCAUCGCUCUAAGUGGCAAUGGAGUGAAGGACCGACCUUGGGCACUGAACUUCCAAGGAUACUGCCCUUGGAUGUUUCAUACUGGCAUAGUACGCUUCUGCUAGAUGCUCUGAACUUGGAAACCUCAUGCGCAAAUAACCCUCCUGAGCACGGCUGGGAUCGGCCUUGUAGACAGAACUCUGACAGCUGUGUGUUUGAAAGCUGCCAUCCGGGACACAGGUCCACUUCAGAUGUGACAUCAGUAGGGCACAGGUGGAAAAUAUGCUCUGCUGGUAACUGUACUGAUGCAGACCUUCCUGUUUCCAUUACCAUGAUGGACUCUUCAGUUACUGAGAUUGACUGUGCAGAGCCACCACUACCAGCCAAUUUGAUCCCAUCCAGGAGUGAUUACUUAACUUCAGCCCAAGAAGUUCUUACGUCCUCUUUGGAAAGCACUGCACCAGUAACAGGCCACCUUGUUAUAGAGGAAAAAUCACUCAAGCGCUUGUGUGAAAAAGUGGAAGAUGUGCCAACUUCUGUAACAAUGGAGAAAAACAACAGUAAGGAUCCGGCUGGUCCUGUGCCAGGAGCAGAUCUGACCAAGAAGAAGGAAUUCUGCCCUGCAAUGGAAGAACACAAAACUGUUUUUCAAAAUGUUUUGAAGCAAGACCUGGAGGUGGGCCAGGAGAAGAAAAAUAACAAAGAGCAGAGUGAGGAAGCACCAGUUGUGGUUCCCAGUAGGAAAGGGAGUUCACCCACUGCAGGUGGCGUUAAAGGAGAUAAAACAAAGCAAAAUGAGUCUGACUCCCCUAAUGAGAAAGAAGUGGAGGCUGAAUUCCUGAGAUUGUCUUUAGGCUUUAAAUGUGACUUAUUUACCUUGGACAAGAGAGUGAGGCUUGAAGAAAGGUCCCGAGACUUGGCUGAAGAAAACUUGAAAAAGGAGAUCACAAAUGCUCUAAAGAUGUUAGAGGCUUUAGUUCCUUUGUGUGAAGAAGAUAAUCAAGCGCAGGAGAUCAUUAAGAAGUUGCAGAAAAGCUUGCACUUCCUCAGCCAGUAUGCAGCCCGAGUUGCCAGCAGGGCAGAGAUGUUGGGAGCUAUUAAUCAGGAGAGCCGCGUCAGCAAGGCUGUGGAAGUAAUGAUUCAACAUGUGGAAAACCUGAAGCGCAUGUAUGCAAAAGAACAUGCAGAACUUGAGGAGCUGAAACAGGUCCUUCUCCAGAAUGAGAGAUCCUUUAGUUCUCUUGGAGAGCGAGAUGAAUCUACAAAUAAAAAGCUACCAAAUCCUUUUAACUUCAAGCCAUCAUCCCUACGAAGAGUUAGCAUUGCAGCAUUGCCUAGGAGUGCUGGAAGUGCAGGUAUUGGGUUGACACUGGUAAGUAAAGGUUCUCAGGUGGUGAGGUGCUUGAUCUUCUCAAAACUGGCUGGGCUAAAGCAUGAAGUUGCCAAUGCAGUAAGUGUCCAACUUCUUCUCCAGGCCCAACUCCAUGAAUCUGAUGGAGAUGAACGGAGUGAUAGAUUCAACAGGAGAUCAAGCAGUUGGGGGCGAUUAGGAGCAAAGCAAAAUGAGAAGCGUCCUUCACUACAGCGGUUCAUUAGCACAUAUUCCUGGGCUGAGUAUGAAGACUUACAUUCUGAAACAAAGAAUGAGCAGUCGGAAUCACCUGUUGAAGCACAAGAACCAUCCAGGAAGGAAAGUGUCUCUGAAAACGGAAAACAUGCAUCAAAAUGGAACCUAGAGUCAGCGUGCAAUUUAAUGUCAUUGUGGGCAUCCCAUUUCAAGGCUUCCUUUUCCAACGCUAACAAAACUCUCUGGGUUUCUGUUUCUAUCCUGGUACUGCUCGCUGCUCUCACAAGCUUCCUCACUGGGCUGUCUCUUCAGAGACCAGCAGAUGCAGCACCUGUAGGCACCAGGGACUCCUGGACUUCACUACAGCAACUGUUGUGGCCAUACACAGGACUCCAACACAAUGGACCACCCCCAGUAUAACAAAGGUUCUGAUUUUUGUAGUUCCUAUUCCAAGUUCUGGAUGAAUGUGAGAAGCUGUGAUAGUAUAUUUAAGGAUACAUGGUUGGGUUUAUUUUGUUGGGUUGUGGAUGUUUUAGGGGUGAGAUCUAUUUUUUUUCUUUUUUCUUUUUUAAAAGCAUGACUUGAAAUUUAGAAACUUUUUUUUUCCUAUUCUGACAAGUGUCAUCUGUACAAGUACCUAAACUUUACAAGUUUCAGGUUUACAAUAAAAGUAAUUUUGAACGUAGCUAAUGAGAAAUAUGACAAUGUUCUAGCCACAAGAGAAUAAAGAACUUAUUUUGCUUUAACAAAAUUAAAAUGUUUGUAUUUUAGUCACUGAAGCUGUUCCAAUGAUUUGAAUAGGAAAGAAUUUGAGACUUGAAAUGUAACUUUAUUGAAAGCUUUUGCUAAUAAAGUUUUAAAGAGAAGCAGGCAGUACUUAAGAGUAUGUUAAAACUCUUGUAGCGAGGAGUAGCUGAUAUACAACAUCAGUGAACAGGAAGCUAGCUGUUUCCACUUUA
Pezoporus occidentalis (night parrot) is the source of this 5069-nucleotide messenger RNA. RefSeq names its product inositol 1,4,5-triphosphate receptor associated 2 (gene IRAG2). NCBI's taxonomy places the organism in Eukaryota, Metazoa, Chordata, Aves, Psittaciformes, Psittacidae. The record is from RefSeq and is a predicted model, not a curated record. Gene Ontology annotation, cellular component: endoplasmic reticulum membrane. The transcript is spliced from 38 exons. The coding region runs from base 43 to 4530 and encodes 1495 amino acids.